Aspergillus homomorphus CBS 101889 is the source of this 951-nucleotide messenger RNA. Its product is annotated as HNH endonuclease. The record is from RefSeq and is a predicted model, not a curated record. The transcript has 2 exons. NCBI's taxonomy places the organism in Eukaryota, Fungi, Ascomycota, Eurotiomycetes, Eurotiales, Aspergillaceae. Bases 1 to 951 code for a protein of 316 amino acids.
AUGAGCGCUCUCCACGCCGCGAACUACCAGGUCUUCCGCGACUGCCUUUCCACGGCCCUGGUGGAGAAAUUCUCCACGCCCGCGCAACCCAAGAAAGCCCGUCGCAAUCGCGGCGCCGUCUCGCAGCGCCAGAAACCGCGCUCCAAGGACUCUGUCUCCUCUGAUCGGGACACGACUGCACAAUCACUGCCUGAUCGCGCUAGUCCGGAGGAGUUGGCUGAGUUUGUUGAUGUGCGUUGUCUACCUCCCUCAUUCCUUCACCCUCGAUACUCCCUUCUACUCCAGAUUCACCUUUUCCUCGCAUCCGAAACCUUCCCAGCGCUCCCACCAGAUCUCCAAACCCUGACCUACACUCCCCCGCCAACCACCAGCAGCAAUACCAACCCACCACCAUCAACAUCUACAUCUACAUCCACCCCCAACCCGGAUACCGAGAACACCCAAACCACCCCAGAAGACGCGCGCACACUAGCCGAAACCCUCUGCACAACGACCCUCCCGCCCUCGGUCCCAGACACACUAACCGCCUACGCCCUCCUCGACACACCCACCACCACCUCCCCCAACGCCCACGAGGCUAAUGACAACCUAACAACAUUCUUCACCCCAAUCCUAGCAGAAUACAUCGCCGCGACGACAAAGCCCCCACCGGUGUGGGCGACAACCCGCAAAGAGGCGUGCGAGAUCUGCGCCCGCGACUGGAUCCCGCUGAGUUACCACCACCUCAUCCCGCGGAGCGUGCACGCCAAGGCGCUGAAAAAGGGCUGGCACCCCGAGUGGAUGCUGAAUAGUGUUGCGUGGCUGUGUCGUGCUUGCCAUAGCUUUGUGCAUCGCAUGGCGAGUAAUGAGGAGUUGGCGCGCGAGUGGUUUACUGUUGAGCGGAUUUUGGAGCGUGAGGAUGUACUUUCCUGGGCUUCUUGGGUUGGGAGGGUGAGGUGGAAAUCCAAGUAA